GGAUGUUGAAUGUCUCGAGGUUUUCAAAAUCAUCAACUCAUCAACUCAUCAACUCAUCUACUCAUCCACUCUUUACUCAUUCACUCAUUGAAUCAAUCAUUCAUUCGUUUUCACAACACAGCUUACAGUCAAGCAAAUCAAUCACCACAGCUCAUUCAGCAAAGUUAUAUCAAUAACUUCACUUCAAUCAAUCAUCAUGGUUUCAAUCAAGACCCUCGCUAUCCUCUUGUUCUCUGUUAUUGCAGUUGACGCCGCAGCAGUCAUUGGCAAAGCUGAAGGUUUCGCUGCUUCAGCCACUGGAGGUGGAUCUGCCGCUGGUGCAUCCCCAAAGGACCUUACUGAGCUUGUCAACUGGCUCUCCGAUGGUGUUGCCCGUACCAUUGUCCUUGACAAGACCUGGGAUUUCACAGGCUCCAUGGGCUCAAAGACCGAAAAGGGAUGCACACCCCUCUCAAACACCUGCACCAACGGUGCCGGGCAAGAUUCAGUCGAUAUCAAUGGCUGGUGUGAACAGGCUGCAAAUGCCAACCAAAAUCUUCCCAAGCCAACCAUCACUUACGAUGUCGCCGGUAUUCCUCCAAGUGCUAUCAAGCUCGGUUCCAACAAAUCCAUUAUCGGAGUUGGAUCUGCCGGAAAGAUUAAGGGUAGAGGUUUCUACAUUGCAGGUGCUAAGAACAUCAUUAUCCAGAACGUUGAGUUCAUCGAGAUGAACCCCAAGUACAUCUGGGGUGGAGAUGCUAUCUCCGUUGACGGCACUGAUCUUUUGUGGAUCGAUCACGUCAAGAUCUCCCGAAUUGGUCGUCAAUUCAUUACUAUGGGUCCUGGCGCUUCCAACCGUGUCACCAUCUCCAACUCCGAGUUUGAUGGUACUACUCUUUGGUCUGCUAAGUGCAACAACCACCAUUACUGGACAUUGUACUUCACUGGAUCCCAAGAUACUGUCACUUUCAAGGGCAACUACAUCCACAACACAAGUGGUCGUGGACCCAAGGUUGGAGGCCUGCACUCCUCAGUCACUCCAAAUGUCUUCCUCCAAGCUUCCAACAACUACUGGUCAAACGUCGCAGGAAAUGCAUUCCAAAUCGGCGAGGGAGCAAAGGUACUUGCCGAGGGCAACAUUUUCGAGAGCGUAACUACACCCGUCAUCUUCGACAUUACCAGCAACCCUCUUUGGUCUUCCAGCAGUGGUGUUGCAGGAUGUGCUUCGAUCCUUGGUCGCAACUGCCAGGCCAAUAGCCUUGUCUCAUCUGGAUCUUUCGCUGGCACCAACACUAAUGUUUUGACUGCUGCAAAGGGAUUGUCCCUUGCUUCUGUCGCCGAUGUUGGAACUACCAAGGCCAGUGUUCUCAAGAACGCCGGUAUUGGAAAGAUUUAAGUGAUGGGUUGGAGAUGGUAGACUGGAGGGAUGAAGGGAGGGGGGACAAGGGGGGAGAGGGACAACAGAAGGAGAGAGUGAGAUGGAAAUGAUCUAGGCAACAAAUUUAUAGGAGUCGUUAUAAUAAAAUAGUCAUUUUUUGUUUUA
Messenger RNA from Botrytis cinerea B05.10, 1522 nucleotides. RefSeq lists its product as hypothetical. The transcript has a single exon. The record is from RefSeq and is a predicted model, not a curated record. NCBI's taxonomy places the organism in Eukaryota, Fungi, Ascomycota, Leotiomycetes, Helotiales, Sclerotiniaceae. Gene Ontology annotation, molecular function: pectate lyase activity. The coding region runs from base 197 to 1375 and encodes 392 amino acids.